AUGGUGGAUGACUUGGAUGCCAGCUUCAACCUUGUUGCUUGUGCCUUGGAACUUGCGCUGCCUGCCAGUGUUCAGAAGACCCACUUGAGUGCUUCAGAAGGGCACACGGAGGAGCAGCAGGAAUUCCUCAACAAUGGGGGAAUUCUGAUCGAUUCCCGCAGUAAACAAAUGGCUGGUUUUCUGCUUGGGCAAGACCCCUUGCAUGUCUAUUUCCGGCUUGUUGAGGCUGUGGAUUUCAGAUCUAUUGACAGCGCCUUUCUUCUGAGAUGCCUGCGGAAGCUCUUGCGGUCUUGGAAUUAUGAGCUUGAAGUCACCGGUGUGGACCAAGAACUUGAGCAUGUUCGGGCAGAGCGCACCCAUGACGCACUGCCUUGGCUGGCUGUCUGCAGUAGCAACCACUUGCAAGAGGCCGCGACUCUCCCAGACAUUUUGCGUUCAUACUUCCACGGCUCCGUCAUUCCCAGCAAUGCUCACGCCAUUCUCCUCCGCAGCGUGGCUUUUGAAUGGAACCAUCCGGACUCUGGCAUCAUGUUGCCACAGUGCGCCAAGGCUGUGAUCCUGGAUGACAUUGGACGCAAAACCUCCAUGGCAGGCAUGUCGCGAGCUGAGGUGGCCAAGGCGGUCCACGCAGCUGUGCACACCGGGCCCUUGACGCCCGAAAAUAUUUGCAAAGAGUUAGGUCUUCUACACGGCUUUGCUGCGCAUCGGCUCUUUGAAGGGAUGACCGCUGCAGGUAGCCUCGAGUGGGAAAGAGCGCAGUUUCAGUACCUCAAGCGUGUUCGCAAAAGGCCCGGGGGAUUGAAGGGCAGCCAGGUCACGCCCACGCGUGUGUGGGACUCCUCGAAAGUUGCUGGCGGCCACAAUUUUGCCAAAGCAGUGCAGCUGCAGCAAAAGCCGCUGAUUGUGCGCGGCCUGAUGGCUGCCCAUGAAGCGAAACGAUGGUGCGUCAGCCAAGGCUAUAAUAUCUCCCUUGGGACCGUCGGAGUCGAGCGGUUCUGGCGCAACAUGCAAAGGAUGUCAAGAAACCUGGCUCGGUCUCAGGGAAGCGAGGAAACAGUGUACUUGGUCAGCGUCGAAAGAUGGCUUCGAGAGGUGCAGGCUCGUGCGUGUGCAGGGGCUGGUGCCGACUUCCACGGAGGCGCCGCAGCCUUGGCAGCUUUCCGGAGCGCAGGUGAAAGGCUUGCGAAUGCCUUGCUGGCAGGGAAUGAUGCUGGGACGUGCAUGCAGCGCGUUGACGCGACCACUCCGGCAAUGAGGAGCAUUUAUGCCAUGUACCUUGAAGGCAGCCUGUGA
Messenger RNA from Effrenium voratum, 1293 nucleotides. The record is from the annotation of a GenBank genome assembly. NCBI's taxonomy places the organism in Eukaryota, Dinophyceae, Suessiales, Symbiodiniaceae.